Molecule: messenger RNA, 2661 nt
Organism: Prunus mume (Japanese apricot)
Lineage: Eukaryota; Viridiplantae; Streptophyta; Magnoliopsida; Rosales; Rosaceae
Product: amine oxidase [copper-containing] gamma 1-like
Biological process (GO): amine metabolic process
Molecular function (GO): copper ion binding; primary methylamine oxidase activity; quinone binding
Source: RefSeq, a predicted model, not a curated record
GAUUCUCUCAAUAUUUGGAAUCUUUCUCAUGCCAUCAUCCUUAUCCUUACCUUAGCAAGCAGCUACUUCUCUAUAUUAUAUUAAUACUUAAACAAGCCAACCAACAAAUCUCAGCUCUAACUUUCACACUCACUCUCAAACAGAGCCUUCAGGUGGAGAAAGCUCCCAUGGACACCAGAAGCUUUCUGCGUUUCUUCUUUCUCACCCUCUGCAUAGCCGUAGCCCUCCUCUUCACCUGGGCCCACCUCCCUUACGGGCCCCCCUACGCCGCCGACCUCCUCGACUGCUCCACCAACUCGGCCUGGUGCUCCUCCAAAAACCGCCUCCAGUCCAAACCCCCCAGCCCCACACGCCGCCUCCGCGACCACGCCUCCGACGCCCCCCACCAUCCUCUCGACCCCCUCACUCUCCCAGAGAUCACCGCCGUCCGCUCCAUCCUCUACUCCCAUGCGCUUUUCGCCUCCUCCUCCUCCCACGCGCUCCAUUCCGUCGACCUCCAAGAACCCGACAAGUCCCUCGUCCUCCGCUGGCAGCACGGCGACCCCCUCUUUCCUAGAAAGGCCACCGUCGUCGCGCGUGUGGAUGACAUGUCGCACGUUCUCACCGUUGACUUGACUACCCGCGAGGUGACCGUGGAAGACACCGCCUCCCACACCGGUUACCCGACGAUGACGCUGGAGGAGAUGACCGCGGCCACGUGGGUUCCGCUCAUGAACGCGGAUUUCAACCGCACGAUCGUCCAGCGCGGGGUUGAUCUGACGGAUCUGGCUUGCCUGCCGCUUUCCACGGGGUGGUACGGCAAGGUGGAGGAGAAAAGGAGGUUGAUUAAGGUGCAGUGCUACUCCACCAAGGAUACUGUGAACUUCUACAUGAGGCCAAUCGAAGGGUUGACUGUGCUGGUUGACUUGGACACCAAACAAGUGUUGGAGAUUUCGGAUAAGGGCCGGAGCAUCCCCAUACCAAAGGCCGCCAAUACAGACUAUAGGUACUCGGCCCACAAGCCCAAUGAAGUUCUCAAGCUGCUGAAGCCCAUAUCCAUAGAGCAGCCCAAUGGACGGAGCUUUACUGUGGAGGAUGAUCACUUGGUCAAAUGGGCAAAUUGGGAAUUUCACUUGAAACCCGAUGCCCGGGCGGGUGUGAUCGUGUCUCGGGCCAAAGUCCGUGACCCGAACACCGGGGAAUUUAGGGAUGUGAUGUACAAAGGGUUUACGUCGGAGUUGUUCGUGCCUUACAUGGACCCCACUGAUGCAUGGUACUUCAAGACUUAUAUGGAUGCAGGCGAAUAUGGGUUCGGAUUGCAGGCCAUGCCUCUUGAGCCGCUUAAUGAUUGCCCACGCAAUGCCUAUUAUAUGGAUGGUGUGUUUGCAGCAGCCGAUGGAACACCGUACGUCCGAUCGAACAUGGUUUGUGUGUUCGAGAGCUAUGCGGGUGAUAUCGCGUGGCGGCACACAGAAUGUCCGAUAACGGGUAUGCAGAUUAGAGAAGUAAGGCCGAAGGUGACUUUAGUGGUCAGAAUGGCAGCAUCAGUGGCUAACUAUGACUAUAUCAUCGACUGGGAGUUUCAAACAGAUGGACUAAUCAGAGCCAAGGUUGGACUGAGUGGGAUUUUGAUGGUGAAAGGCACCUCCUAUGAGAAUGUGAACCAAGUGUCUAGCCCAGAGAAUCUCCACGGAACACUCUUGUCAGAAAACGUUAUUGGCGUUAUUCAUGACCAUUACGUCACAUUUUAUCUUGAUAUGGACGUGGACGGCUCAGAUAACUCCUUUCUGAAAGUGAAUCUCCAAAGGGAGCAAAACUCUCCAAAUGAGUCACCAAGGAAAAGCUACUUGAAAGCUACUAAAACCGUGGCCAAAACAGAAAAAGAUGCACAGGUUAAGCUAAAACUCUAUGACCCAUCCGAAUUCCAUGUGAUCAACCCAACAAAAAGGACCCGGGUCGGAAACCCGGUCGGGUAUAAAUUGGUCCCUGGUGGCACUGCUGCUAGCUUGCUUGAUCUAGAUGACCCUCCCCAAAAGAGAGGUGCUUUUACAAACAAUCAAAUUUGGGUUACCCCAUACAAUAGGAGUGAGCAAUGGGCUGGUGGGCUGCUCGUUUGCCAAAGUCAAGGUGAAGAUACCCUAGCCGUCUGGUCCGACAGGGACCGGCCAAUCGAGAACAAGGAUAUUGUUCUCUGGUACACAUUAGGGUUUCAUCACAUACCAUGUCAAGAAGACUUCCCUAUAAUGCCGACGGUGUCAUCUAGCUUUGACCUAAAGCCUGUGAAUUUCUUUGAGAGCAACCCCAUACUUCGAACUCCACCUAAUGUUGAGACAGAUCUGCCUGUUUGCGUCGCUGCUGCUUCAGCUUAAUUAAGCAAUGAACAUCAAGUGCCUCGAAAGAUAUUUCUGAUCAGCUACUUGUAGAAAGUUACCUAAAAAAUGUGCCAAUUUAGGGCUUGCAUGAAAUCAGCUUGAUGUAACGACUAACAAGAAGUUGUACUGAAACCGAUGUGGCCAAGAAUAAAAGAUCGAUGAGUGGAGUUAGUGGGAAUCUACAUUAUGUACAGAGGCCAUUAUGUAAGAAAUUAGAUUUAGCGAUGAUGGAAUCUCACUUGAAGGUUCCAAGGCUCUUAUAUUGAUAUUUAAUAUACCACUAAUUUUAGUGGUACGUUAUUUAACCUUA